UAUAUCGAUCAUAUGAGUUAGUCAUUCGACAUUAGUUCUGGGUGUAUUAUAAAUUUUAAAAAAUGAAUAAAGUAAACAUACUAACGGCAUGUUGUAACCUUCACAAGUCAGAUAAGAUAAAGUGAAGGUAGAUAAUUCUUAAGCUUCGAUAUCUUUAUAUCUUAGUUCGCAGAUUACAAAUGGUCAUGAUUAUAUAUCAAAAACAUUUUGAAUUUUGAAUUUAAUUCAAGCUGAUUUAGUAUUAUAUUAAUAAAAAUUAUAAAAAAGCAUCAAGCAUUUAAAGCUAAAUGUAUGAAAUGUAAAAGUACAACCGAUUUUAAAUCAGUCUGAUUUUCAUAAUUUUACAGCAAAAUAUCUACAUAUCUAAAAUCUACUCAGAAAUAUACAUUUUAACAAAUUUUGAUCAGUCUUGAAUUAAAUGUUUUUCGUAAGAUAAAAAAAAAAAAAAACAUUCAAACACUUUCCCGCUUAAAAACAUAUAUGUCUGAAUCAACGUUUGAAUUUAUCACAUUCCAAGUGAAGUGACCAAUCUGUUAUCACUAACUAAACAGAUAGGACUAUCUAAUUCUUCUAUCACCACGAUGACGACGCGGUCUAGUGUUUGACCGGAAAAUGGCGACAGCCACGGUUAUUCAAAUUUAUUUGACUUGGAUUGUUUUUGCAUUUGUUUUAUUCUUAUCAUUUUCUAAAGGCGAAGGAGAAAUAUUUCCACAAACUGGACAACACGUGACUAGAAAUGAAGACAACACUAAUCACGAAGUCACACUUCCGUCUAACAUCAAGUUUCCGUUCAUGGGAACAAUCUACAAAAAACUCUAUGUAUCUAAGGAUGGUCUUGUUGGAUUUACUCCAGGGACUCUACAUCAAACAGAAAUAUUUACUGACACUCUUACCCAAGGUGACCCGGCUUUUGUUGCUCCAUAUUAUUUUCCUGCACAGGACAUUGGUUCUAACUUGAAUGGCAAGCCAUACACUGGUCAAGUUUUGUAUAGAGAAGGAUCUGAUGUUCCGCUAGGGGAAUUAUCAAACUACUCCUCUAUCAUCCAGGAAUCUAUGGUUGGGUUAGAAUACCAGUUCGAGGCUUCAUAUGCUUUGGUGGUCACGUGGAAGGAAGUCAUUUCUAAAACGAACGUUUUGAACAGUUGUAAUCCAUGCAAGAAUAAUACAUUCCAAUUGGCAAUGUUGACCGAUGGUACUUCGAGUUUCGCUAUAUUUAAUUAUGUGAAAAUGGAUAUUACAACAGACCGUUUUACUCAGUCUGGUUUUAAUGCUGGUGAGGGACGGGGAUAUACAACUGCAUUAAAUGCUGACAAAUUGAAAUAUAGCUGGAAUACUUACGGCAGUGAUUCGAAGGGGAUGUAUAUCUUCAGAAUAGAUAGGGAAAAAAUACAACACGGGGGAUGCUCUCCCGAGACAAGAGGUGUCCUGAACAUUUAUCCAACAUUUGCCGGAAUGCUCGGUGGUAAAAUGCUGGAUAUAUCUGGUCCAUGCAUGCAAUUAAACGAACUCAGAACACAUGUUAAGUGUAGAUUUGGAGAAGACAACAGUUUGGUCACAUACGGUUAUAAGAUUAAUUCAAUGAAAGCACGAUGUUCUGUACCAAGAAUGUCCGUACGUGGAUGGAUAUCUGUGGAAAUGUCAGUCAACAACAAACAAUAUUCACACAAAACAAAAAUAUUGAUAGUUCAUCCUGUCAGAGUAUCAAAGGGGGAGAAAUUACAUUUACCAUACAUGGGAAAAGGACAGGGAUGGAACGAGACACAUACAACCCAGUUAACUUUGCAGUGGAACAGUUCUUUGCUGACAGAUAAUGAAAAUGCAAAUGUUAACAUUUCUUUGAUGGGUUAUAAGGAAAAUAAUAAUGGGAUAACCUGGGCAAAUCUAAGAAGUAUAGGAACUGUUCGUGCAUCAGCCGGGCAGUUUACAUUUCAGACCAAUGAUAUAAGUUGCAUAGGUCCUGUUUGUGACGAGUAUGAAAUUGGAAUUGUUAUGGCUGAACUACAAGAUAUAAAACAAGCAACAUUCUACAGAUUUAUAGUCAGUAAAGUAAUAGCCCUAGGAUUUUUUGUUAACAACGCCAUGGUCAUGAAUCUGGGUGACAAUUGGCCGAGCCAAAAAUGUAAGACUUGGUAUGAUCAGGACAGACAGGAUAUGAGUUGGCUGAACAAAGUAGUGAGAUGUCCUUGCACACUGGUACAAGCACUUAGUGAUAUAGGAAAUUUUUUUGCUGAUUUUGGAUGUUACCUUUAUGAUAAUAGAACCAGUAAAUGUAGAUACCACGAGGGAUCUGUUCAUUGUGUGCGAUCUGUUCAACCUUCACAAACCGGUGCUGGAAACCAGUGUUGUUAUGAUGCCGAAGGUAAUCUCAGAUAUUCAUCUGAUAGCUUUCAAGGAAGUACACCAGAUAGAAGCCAUGCUGGAGGUGCUUAUCCUUAUGGUAAAACUGGACUUGUUCCCGACAUGUCCCACUGGGUAAGAGAUGUUGUUACGUUCUAUCAAUGCUGUUUGUGGAAUGAAAACAGGGAUUGUGAUUAUUACAUGGAUCAGCGGUCAACCCGAGACUGUAAAGGAUAUAAUCCACCAACACCAGCGAUGGUGUUUGGUCAAGGUCAUAUUGAAACAUUUGAUGGGUUACAUCAACGUAUGUGUGGUCAUGGUGAUUUCCUGUUGAUGAAUACUACGUUACCGGAUACUAGUGUUGUCACGGUUCAAGGACGAUUUUACGAAAACGUUUUCCCAAAAAUUGUUGGUGAAAGAGGAAAUACCUCCGUCAUGUUAACCAAUGUAGGCAUUCGUGUUGUUCGUGGUAGUACUACAGAGACUGUAGAAAUAAGACUAAAAUUACCAACAGCAGAUAGAAGUGAACGUUAUCUUGAUGUCCUUGUCAAUCAGCAAUAUCAUUUCUUUGAUAAUAAACCAUCUUACUGGCAAGACUUUAACUCUUUCAUGGUGGUGAACACGGAUGAGACAGGUAUGGAAUCAAACUUCACUGUUCAUCUAAAGGAUGGACUAGCUAUUCAAGUAGCUGAUUGUGACCGGACAUUAUGUGUUGUAGUUAUAGCACCACCUUCACUUCAGGGAAAAGUACAAGGUCUUCUAGGAAACUUUAAUGGAAAUGCUACAGAUGACCUACUUAAUGUAAAUUAUACAGUUACUGCACAGAUUGAUAAUAACUCAUUGGAUGAUUUAACGCUUUAUCAGAUGUUCAAAUAUCCAUGGGCAGCACAAAAGAAAGACAGUGUAUUACCAAUGUACGUCGAUCCAAGUUAUGACCCACCAAUUUGUUCAGUGAAACAACCAAAGAGACUAGCACUACAAGAAUGUAACAAUAAUAAGCCGUGUAUGUUUGACUAUAAAGCUACUGGUGACAAGGAAAUAGCAAUGAAAACUAAAUCAAAGUCUAUGAGAAUAAAUGAGCUUCGACGUUUUCUAACUCCAGUUAGGACCUGUGGACUACUAGAUAUUCCACGAGGUGUUAAGAGUGACACGAAUUAUAAACUCGGACAGACAGUUACUAUAAAGAGUUGUAGAGUAGGAAACUUACAGGGUGAUGACAAAACAUACAGAUGUUCAGCAACCAGUGAGACUUCUCAGACAUGGUCUCCGUCGGUUAAUGCCAAAUGUUCUGAUACAGUUGAAACAGCCGAUACUGGUAUGAUAAUUGGAAUUGUUGUUGCUGUCGCUGCUGUAAUUGUUAUUCUCAUAGUUGUUGUUAUUAUUAUCAAAAAGUUUGGUAGAACUAGAGAUUAUGAUUCCAGUAAAGGAAAAUAUGGAUCGCCUUCUAACCCGGUUACAGAUGGAAACGAGGAGUUUAGUGCAAAUUACAGGCGAUCACAUAAACCAACUAAAUUACCUACUGAUGAGGGAGAGAAGUAAACGAGCUAGUCAGGAAUACAGUUUAAAUUAACAUAGUAACAGUCAUUAUGUGUAUGGUUUGCUAAGGUUUAAAGUUGAUUGAAUGGAAGUGAAACAAUAAUAUACUGUAAACAGAUUUGAUGAAGGCAUGUCUCUAAAUGUUAGAUUGUAUGAUAGACGACGGAAAUUGUUUGUUUUCAGAAUUGAGGUGAAAAUAUUGAAGUUAUUCUUUAACAAAAAUUACUGUGUCUGCAUGUGUCAAAUAGGCCUUCAUUGGAAGUAUUAAAUAUCGUAUGAUACUAUGGAAUGUAUUGAAUCAGAACUCUCAGGGACAAAAUGCAAUCAUUAAAUUUAAGCAUGAUUAACAGUUAUCAUAGACAAUAUCGCAAUAUUAUUGUAAAUAUCCAUUAUGUAUCGUUGUAUCAAGGGUAACAUGACUGUAUUCUUAAGAACACUUAAAUUGCAUUAGAACUUUAAUACUAGUAUUUUAAUAAAUCUUUUAUUAUCGUUCGGAAAAUUAGAAAAACUAAGCUGAAUAUACAUGACUUGUUGAUUUAUUGUUUGAAAUCGCUUUUGAUAACAAAGUUUUUACUUUCGUGUCCUUUUAUCGUUAAAUGAUUUAUACGUGAUACUAUUAACAUAGCUUUAUCUCAUGUCAUACUUUGAGUAUCUCUGAAUAUUUUAAAUACAUUUUACUUGUAAAUGUCUACAUGCAUUUCAUUUUUGUUUAUUUAUUACAAAUUAAGCACUAAAUCUAUAUUUUUUUUAUACUUAGAUCAGAUACGCAAAUAUUUUACAGUUAUUUUGCCGUACCUUUUUAUUGCAAAAAUGGGAACGAGAUGAGUGUUUUCUAACUAAAUGACAUGUAUGUUUAUGUGCAUUAGAUAGAAUUCUAGAGCUUUUCAAAACUAAAUUAUCGUUUUAGGUAAGAAUCUUAUAAGCCUUAAUAUAUAAUAGGUUUCAUAGUAAUACUAUUAUCGAGAAAGGCAGCAUUAGUACUGAAUUUGAUAAACAUCAUCUCUAUGUUGGUCAUGCAUUUAAUGUUAUAUGUCAUGGCAUCAAUAAUUCAUUGAUUAAAAUAUGUAUAACACUGU
Molecule: messenger RNA, 4949 nt
Organism: Mytilus californianus (California mussel)
Lineage: Eukaryota; Metazoa; Mollusca; Bivalvia; Mytilida; Mytilidae
Product: sushi domain-containing protein 2-like
Exons: 18
Coding region: 613-3876 (1087 amino acids)
Biological process (GO): cell-matrix adhesion
Source: RefSeq, a predicted model, not a curated record